Symphalangus syndactylus (siamang) is the source of this 6162-nucleotide messenger RNA. Its product is annotated as large ribosomal subunit protein P1-like. Gene Ontology annotation, biological process: cytoplasmic translation; translational elongation. Lineage: Eukaryota; Metazoa; Chordata; Mammalia; Primates; Hylobatidae. Gene Ontology annotation, molecular function: structural constituent of ribosome; ribonucleoprotein complex binding; protein kinase activator activity. The record is from RefSeq and is a predicted model, not a curated record. Gene Ontology annotation, cellular component: cytosolic large ribosomal subunit; ribosome.
GGGGGGCGGGGCGGAGCGGAGGAGCAGAGGGCGCCGCCUGGGCGUCCCUGGGAAGCUGAGCGCCGCGUAGGCUUCCCUGGGGGGAGUGGGGUAGGCGCGGUGAGGCCGUAGACCCCCAGGCCUGGCGGACCACAGGGGCCAGAAGUCCUGGAGCCCCGCCAGGGAAGGGCUGCGUCGCCGGCCAGGACCGAGCGCGGUAGAGCCUCAGCUACUCACGGGGUCGCUGGAGUUGGGGGUGGCCCCAGGAGAAAUUAAAGGUGAAAAGCCUUAGUAGCAGAGGGAAGAGGAAGAUGGAGGCAGAGCGAGUGACCGAACUUGGAAGGGACAGCCGGGCGCAGCAGGGCAGGGGGCGUCUGACUGUUGGAAACAUGGCUGACGUCUGGAGGCUGCAGCCUGUGGUCCCUAAGUCAGGUCAGAGACCCACAGAAGACCCCAGCAUGUCUUCAUCUGGCCCACAGAAGCCCUGACACCAAGUUACAACUGCCCCAGCCUAAUGAGCAUUUCGGCACCCACUCCUCAAUUCCUACCCCCAGCCUAACUUCGAAGAGGCCGUGAGCCACAGCAAGCCGGAGGAGAAAGUUGGAAGAGAGAGUGGACAAAAGAACACCCACAGGCACCUUCCCCCCAGUGGAAUAGCGGGGUUUUAGACAAUCAAGGAUACUCACCUCUUCCUAUCCCAGUUCAGAAACGAAUGAAAAAGACACAGCAAUAAGAUGGGUGGGUAUCAAAAUAUCAGCCUUGCCACAAAUUAAAAAGCUAGCUUGAAGGACAAGGCUUAAAUCUGCAAGCAAGAGGGCAAGCUACUAAAUCACCUGUAAGUCAGACAAACGUAUCCCCCAGCCUCUAGGCCAUGAAACUGCCUCACCAAGCACUAUGCAAUUGAGUGCCCACCAGAAGACACCCCUCCAGUCAACCCACAGACCCCAUAAAGAGUACCCAGAGGAGCCUGAGCACACUCCACCCUAUCUGUUCUCUGAAAUUCAAUCAAAUGAGUCAGUCUACUUCUUUGGAAGCAGGAAGAGGCUGGAAGUUUUUCUCCAGAUAAGUUCCUCCAUGUAGAAACAUGAAGAAUAGGAAUAAGGGCUUCAGCCUGGAUGGAAUCUCACACUGAACCUGUCGAAUCUAGGUGAGGGAAGAGGUUUCAGUUGGAGAAGAGUUUGAGUUUUGAUAUUUUAAUGUACUGGACUUUUUAUGAGUAAAAUAACCCGCUCUUUUUAAUGUCUGAAAGAAAAGAAAAAGCUGUAAACUACGUCUGAGAAUUGACAUAGUUAAGCUUCUAGGGGCAGUCAUGAGAAAAAACACUGUUCCUAUCUGCUUGCAUACUACUGCAUCCAGCUUGUUCAUUAAGCCAGAUACAGAAGGCUCUGAGGAUUUUGGCCUCAACAACUGGGUAUAUGGUGGUGGUCAUUUACUGAAACAGAGGUGUCUUUUACUUAUUUAUUUAGUGACAGGAUCUCAGUCUGUCACCCAGGUCGGAAUGCAGUGGCACAAUCAUUAGCUCACUGCAGCCUCAAAUUCCAGGGCUAAGUGAUCUUCCGGGCUCAGCCUCCUGAAUAGCUGGGACUACAGGCCUGUGCCACCACACCUGGCUAAUUUUUUUUAAGUUUGGUAGAGACACGGGGUCUCGCUAUGUUGCCCAGGAUGGUCUCAAACUCCUGGCCACAAGGAAUCCUCCCACUUCAGCCUCCCAGAGUGUUGGGAUUAUAGGCAUGAGCCACUGCAUCUGGCCUAAAAUAGGGAAAGUUUGAUUGGAGAGUUCAGAUUAAAGUGGGGACAAGUUAUACUAGAGAUGCUUAUUAGGCAUUCAAGUGAAAUAUUGAGUAGGCUGGCAUUCAGGAGAGAAGAUAAUGCUAGAGAUAGGAAUUUGGGAGUCAUUUGCUUUCAGGUAGUACUUGAAAUCAUGAGAUUGGACAAGAUGAAUUAGGAAAUGCACAUAAAAAAGAGAAAUUCUAGGAUGAGCCCUGGGGCACCAACCUUUUCCAGUAUAGAGGAAUGACCAGAGAGAGGUGGAAAACCAGAGGAAUAUGAAGUGAUAAUAUAAGUGAAGACAUGGUGAUCUUUGCUGAGGCUUUGAAGGGAUUGCAAAAUGAAGACAAUUUAUUAUUGGAUGCAACAAAACAAUGUAUUGGUGACUGACAAGAGCUAUCUCAGGAGGCAUGGGGAGAAAAGCCUAAUGGCAGAAUUUUGAAAGAAAUUUUCAGUUAAACAUGGCAGACUGAGCAUAAACAUUAACCUCCAUUUCCUGCCCAAACCCGACUCACAUAAAGUAAUAAAAGACCAAAAAAAACCCCACAAAGAAUGGGAGAGGAGACACUAGUAAGCAAGAGAAGUCAACAAAAUUAUAGAGACUGGGAAUGGAUGGAGAAGUGAUAACUGAGCCAGAGAAAGUUGAGACUUACGUUUGUGGGUGAAGCCAACAAGAGACCAUUCCUGCCAGCAAAUACCAGGAAGGUGCAGAAAUUGGAAUAACUAGUGGAAAAUUUUUGUGAGGAACAGUGUGACCAUAGAUCCCCUCUCCUACUUGGGUGGAGGAAGUCUGUAGUAGUUGAAUCAGAGUAGGUGUUACCUCAAGCAUGAGGCAUAGCUGAGGACCACUGAAAGCAGACGGAUUGAGUUAAAGCCUACACAUGUGGGUCCAGGCUCACUUCUCCCACUCAGCCAGAUAGCAUGAGAUAGUGGGAGGAUCCCUCUGGAGCAGCUGGCCCACAAGAGGAGUCCUGCAAAUACUGGCAACUAUGACGUAGUAGAAAAACCUAUUAGCUGGCAGACUGUACCCACUGACAGUUUCCAACAAGCUCCUUAGAGCCCCAUCAUCAGCAUGAGCCAGACAUUUGGGGAAAACAGUGCAACAUUACCUCCAGCCAUGCAAGUGAUCCAUCUUGGACCACUGACGCAGUCAAGCCUUCAGAUGACUAUAACCUCAGCCAAUACCUGACUGCAGCUGCAUGAGAGAUCCCAACAGAAAGCUGCCCAGCUGAAUCCUCCUCAAAUUUAAGCUACUGUAUUUGGGGUAAUUUGUUCAAUAGCAAUAAAAAACUAGAAAAAAGGACUACAAAGUGCCCAGCACAAUAAAUUGGGCAGGGGUUGGGGAGGGAAUGGGGAGGCAACAUAUGACGUAAUGUCGUUGAGAAAUUUGAGAACACCAGGAAUAGAGGUGAUCUCAAAAAUUUAUGGCAACAAAGAAAAAACACAAAGGAAUGAUUUCUAGUCUAAAAUUCUAUUCCUAUUCAAAUGAUGAAUCAAACAUAAGGAUAGAUAAGUCCAAAAAAAAAAAGAAAGCCAUUUCUUUACUCUCACAACAUCCUUUUGGCACCAGAUGUAGAGAAUUUCUCCCCACCGACAAGCAAGCAUUCAGCUGUACAGCAGACACCAGCUGGGUAUCCGCUUCAAUCCUGCACCGUCUACCUGGAGAUAGCAGCAGAUCACACAAGUUGAGGACUCCGUGCCACAAGACUGAGCCCCAUGUCCAGUGUCAAUCACAAGCCCCAGGUUGUUUUACCUGUCCUGGGUUCCCAAGACCCCCUCCUUGGCUUUAAUUUACAAGAGCAGUUCACAGAACUCAGGGAAACACACGUUUAUUACAAGGCUAUUUUAAAGGCUACAUAUAAACAGCCAGAUGAAAAGAUACACAGGGUGAAGCCUAGAAGAGUCCCAAGAGCAGGAGCUUCUGUCUGCAAGGAGUUGGGAAGUGCCAUUCUCCCAGCAUGUGGACAUGUUCUUGUCCACCUUCCUGGAAGCCCCCACACAUUUGGCUAUCCACAAGCUCUCUGAACCCUGUCCUUUUGGGUUUUUAGAAGGCCUCAUUACAUAGGCAUGAUUGAUUAAAUCAUUGCCCAUUGGCGAUCAACGUCACUUUCAGUCCCUCUCCCCCAACCUCUGGGAGUUUGGGGGGUGGGCUGAAAGUUUCAACCCCUCUAAUCAUGCCCUGGUCUUUCAGAUGACCAGUCCCUAUCCUGAAGCUACAUAGGAGCUGUCCGCCAUCAGUCAUUUUACUAGCAUACAAAAAGACAUCACUUUAGAGAUCCCAAGGAUUUUAGGAGUUGUAUAUCAGAAGGCAGAGACAAAGACCAAAUAUAUAUUUGAUAAUAUUACAGUAGAAAUAAAGACAUUUUAGAUAUUCAGGCUCAGAAGGCUACUAAAGGACAGGCUCCAUCAAGAAGAGAAAACCAAGGAAGAGGAAAAUAUGAUUCAGAAUCCAGGAAAUGUCCAAGUUAUGGCAAGAAGACGGGGUUCCCAGAGGAACAUCUCGAAGAGAAAGUGGAGCGUAUUACCUGAUGCACAUGACUUUGUUGGGAAGAGCUUUACACUUAGGGCAGCAACUUUUGGGUAAAGUAGUGACAAGAGCGUAGAAAACCAAGCAAAUGAGAAAAACAAUGUAAUUAACUCCAGGAAAAAUCAAAAGCUGUACCUAAAGGAAAUGUAAUCAUAAACCAAUAAAGGGCUCAACAGGAAAUGGUAAACAUACAGUUAUACUAAACUGUGAAUGCAGGUUUCAGCCAAUAUUAAACUGCUUAGGGAGACUAAUAGGAGAGGAAAUGUGGGUGUUGAGGGUGGGGGUGAUAAUAUGUCGUGGGAAAGACAGUGUAAGAGAAGCUAACUCCUCUUCCAUUGUAGGAAGUCAACAAUGUCAAGUCAAGAUUAAGAAAUAGCAUUAUUUAAGUCUUUACAUGAAGUUAAUCACUAAAGAUCCCUGAGUUGAGUAGUGUGUGUUUGGAGAAGCAGGGAUUGAUUUAGUGGAGGAAGAGGUUCUCUUCUUAGUGCUGUUGUUUUCUCAGUGAAAUAAGGACAUGAUCUAAGAAUGUUGGAGGUUUGAAGAGAAUGAGAAGACAUGAAAUAGAGUCUGGGGAUGCAGGAUUACAGUCAGGAGAUGCUGAGUGCCAGUUUAAGAUUGGUGGUCAUACACAACACCACCAAGUCUAUUAAUACCUCUUUCUGUAUCUGGCUCAGAUCUUAUCCCCUCUUCACACUAAUUGCUAGCAAACUCAGGCUUAUUCCCUUUGAAUUUCACCUGGAUGGCUGCAGCACUCACCUCUCAAGAUUCCUGCCCUACAUGCCAUUUUUAAAAGAAAAUGUGACCAGAUCACUUCUCUGCCUAAUCUUCAACAACUGGUUCUCACAGCUCUCAGAAGAAGGUGACAAGAAUCUCUGACCUCACCCUGCUGGCCUGUUCCCCUCACUUGGCCACACAACCAAGCUGGUAUCUCCAAGCUUUCAUCAUGUCCUCUCAAGUACACUGUCCCCAGCUACACCCCUGCACUCCUGUCUGGGAAUUCUGCUUUCUCCUCUACCCAGCCAGACCCUGUUCCAUCCUGUUUUUUCCGUGCUACCAAUUCAGGUCCACACCUCAUGCACAUUCUCUGAGAAUUAUGUACAUAAAUACCUGACUCUCCUGGAUGUAAGCUGGGUGGGCUUAGCAGGCAGAGGCCCUGUGUCUUACUUUAUCUCUGCAUCACUGAUGUCUGGCACAUCAAGGACUGCAAGUUUGCUGAGAGAAUGAAUCACCUGUUAUACAUGGAAAUGUAAGCUCCAAACUGCCUCAGAGCAUAUGCUGGUGGGUGACAAUCUGAGGUCAUGAAUAUAGGAGAAUAUUGAAGAGGUCACACAGGGGAAACAACUUUUCAUUAUGAAAAACUGGGCCUUUUCCUCAGCUGCCGCCAAGGUGCUCGGUCCUUCCGAGGAAGCUAAGGCCGCGUUGGGGUGAGGCCCUCACUUCAUCCGGCGACUAGCACCGCGUCCGGCAGCUCCAGCCCUACACUCGCCCGCGCCAUGGCGUCCGUCUCCGAGCUCGCCUGCAUCUACUCGGCCCUCAUUCUGCACGACCAUGAGGUGACGGUCACGGAGGAUAAGAUCAAUGCCCUCAUUAAAGCAGCCGGUGUAAAUGUCGAACCUUUUUGGCCUGGCUUGUUUGCAAAGGCCCUGGCCAACAUCAACAUUGGGAGCCUCAUCUGCAAUGUAGGGGCCAGUGGACCUGCUCCAGCAGCUGGUGCUGCACCAGCAGGAGGUCCUGCCCCCUCCACUGCUGCUGCUCCAGCUGAGGAGAAGAAAGUGGAAGCAAAGAAAGAAGAAUCCGAGGAGUCUGAUGAUGACAUGGGCUUUGGUCUUUUUGACUAAACCUCUUUUAUAACGUGUUCAAUAAAAAGCUGAACUUUAAAAAAAGAAAAA